AUGUCCUCAUACGUGAUGCGGCAGCAGCUGCUACAGCGAUGCGCCUGCGGCAGCCUCGCAGCAGCGGCACGCAGCGUGCCGCCGCCUCUGCUGCACAUGCGCCCCACAUCAGCAGCAGGUCGAGGCAGCCGCCGGGUGCGCACUCCAUUGGCGGUCUUGGCUGAGGCAUCGCAGGUCUCCGAAGAGGAGCGCAUUCGCGAGGUCAGGGCGGAGGCCACGCGCCGCAUCAAGGCGCUAGGCGCGCAGCGCAAGCUCAAGGAGGCAAUUCAGGAGCUGGCCGGCCUUUCCAGGCUGGGCGUGCAGCCCGACACGCAGGCGGGGACCGCGCUGGUCGCGGCAUGCGCGCAGAGCGGCAACAUGGAGAUGGCGGAGAGCGUGUUUGAGCAGCUUUUCGGUGACUUCCUGGCGCCCGACGAGGUGACGUUUGCGGUGCUGCUGCGGGGCUAUGGCGCCAAGAACCCGCCGCAGUGGGACCAAAUAGAUGCCAUGCUGACGAGGAUGCGCUCGCGCUUCAGCCUGGAGCCCUCGGCCGUCUCGUUCAACGCACUGCUGGAGGUGUGCGUGCGCACAGAGGACACGGACCGCGCCCUGGACGUUAUCGACCGCAUGGCUGACGACGGCGUCGACCCCGACGAGAUGACGAUCGCGGUGUGCUCGCGCAAGCGGCAGCUGCGCGCGUACCUGCGCAAGAGGCUGGCCUGA
This is a messenger RNA of Monoraphidium neglectum, 702 nucleotides long. RefSeq lists its product as hypothetical. The record is from RefSeq and is a predicted model, not a curated record. Bases 1 to 702 code for a protein of 233 amino acids. The transcript is spliced from 4 exons. Gene Ontology annotation, molecular function: protein binding. NCBI's taxonomy places the organism in Eukaryota, Viridiplantae, Chlorophyta, Chlorophyceae, Sphaeropleales, Selenastraceae.